Messenger RNA from Sungouiella intermedia, 942 nucleotides. The record is from the annotation of a GenBank genome assembly. NCBI's taxonomy places the organism in Eukaryota, Fungi, Ascomycota, Pichiomycetes, Serinales, Metschnikowiaceae.
AUGUCGGCCGCUCUCAUCAACAGGUCACUUACUACCAUCCGUACGGAACUCGAGUUCUUGCAUGACUCGGAAGUCAUUGAUCAGGCUCUCUAUGACAGACUCACAUCGUCACUUCCCCAGAAAUACUCCAAGGACAUGUCUCCUUGGGGUGUAGACAAGGUCUCCAACCACGGCGAGUCCUCCAAUAACGAUAAGUCAUCAUCAUCUGUGGAUGCUGUGAGUAAUUCGCUAGCAAUGGUCACCGUUCAGGACAAGAUUUCUCCACCUAGAGACCCUCCUUCGGUUCCUGUUCCUCCCAGAAGCCUGGCCCCAGCUAUUGGAUACUGCAAGGCAUCGUACGACUACGAUGCACAGGAGCUGGGCGACUUGGCACUUCAGAAAGACGACCGUAUCGCUGUUGUGGAGCACCUCUCGCCAGAUUGGUGGAAAGGCUACAAGGUUCGAGACCCCAGUGUGGUGGGUGUGUUCCCUUCCAACUACGUCUCUGUGAUCAGUGAGCAGGAGUUUAAGAAUCUGACAAGACCCACUGCUGCUCCUAGCGAAAAGGCAAGCUACGAUUCUGGAAAGUUCAACCUGUACUCCUCGGGACCUCCAGCGUAUGAGACGUCAUCACCAGGCCCAAACUACGGGGGAUACCAGGUGCAACAGGGACAACCAAUGCCACAAAUGCAAAUGCAGCCUACUAUGCAAAUGCAGCCUCAGAUGGGGUCACCUUACGGCUACAACAACCAGUAUCCUCCAGCCAACUAUUAUCCUCCACAGCAACAGCAGCAGCCACAACAGCAACAACUAGCACCACCACAAGAGGCGCAGCAACAUCACACUGGAGGACUGAGUGGUAUGAAUGAACAUGCAAAGAAAUUCGGAAAGAAAAUGGGCAAUGCAGCAAUUUUCGGAGCAGGAGCAACCAUUGGUAGUAACAUCGUCAAUCUGAUCUUCUAG